AUGUCUUUAAGGAGCAACUGUCAUUGGGGAGCAACUGUCACGGGAGCAAGUGUCUGGGGAGCAAUUGUCGCUGGGGAGCAAGUGUCCGGGGAGCAAAUGUCGCGGGAGCAACAUUCGGAUAGAUAUGUCCAGAAAAUUGAUCUUAUUAUUGGUUUAAUAAAAAGUGACUAUACCUAUAUUCGAAACUUCGCACGUAAAUUACAUAAAUUUGAAAUGUACAUGAAUUCAAACUCGGCACCCUUUUGGUUAGCAAAAUAUCGGAAAUAUCCAUUAUGUAAACUUCAACUGAAAGCAAAACAGCCGUCUGGUGGUACAUAUAAAUUAUAUUCAUCAGCAGUUCAUGAUCAUCAACAACGAAAUCCAACAACCCGACUAUCAUCACCAAUUCGUGAAAAUAUCAUUAGAAUGUCAGACAACGCCUUAGUAACAUCUCAAAUUAAUAAAGUCAUGAAAGCAUUACAUCCAGAUUUGUCUAUUGAUACAAAAAAGUUACAACUUUGGUAUUCAUCGCGUCAAAAUGUACCACAACCAAAUAAACAACACGACAUAUUUAUACCUUAUUAUGUGGUUAAUGAUGUCAAUGAUUUAUUUAUAUGUUUAACAACACGUCAGUUAUUAUCUGCAUGUAAAUAUUCAUCCGUACUGGCGAUUGAUUGCACUUACAAAAUAACAACAAAUGAAUUACCAUUAUUAGUAUCUGGGACAUCUGAUUGUAACCGUAGAUUUUAUCCAAUGGGUAUUUGUUUAAUAUCAACAGACGAAUCGGCUGAUACAUUUCGUACAGUAUUUCGUGGUAUUCAACAAUGGGUAUCAGCAGUUAAUAAUCAGCCUACACAAUCUCACAUGUUAUGGCUGAUGGAUCACCUAGUAAGUUUAACAAGUGCCAUGUCUGAAAUUUCGUUAGCAAGACGUUUAAUGUGCUGGUUUCAUAUGAUUCCACCAAGAACAAACAAUGGACUAGAAUCACUUAAUGGUAGAAUUAAAAAAGAUUACACAUUAAGAAAUCGUCUUCCAUUAUUUGCAUUUUUUAAAACAGCUGAACGAAUGCUAAUGGAUUGGUCAACAGAUAGUAAAAAACCAUUUCAGUUAUAUACUAUAUAUAAAGAUCAUUUAAAAUUAGCUGCAUACACAUGGUUACAGCAAGUGGAUAAAACACAAAUAUUACAGGUGAAUCCAAAUGUUUAUGUAGUACCAUCAAAACAUGGAAACAUGAGUACAACAACAUGGGUUCAACAAUUUUAUGCAAUGGCUUGGAGCAGUUACGAUGAAUUCGCUAAUUGGCCCAAUUCGGCACGUUUAGUGAACUGUUCACGUCUACUACCACCAUUAUUUUGUGCAUGUCAAACUGGUUUAAAAGAAUAUACUUGCGUACAUGCUUUAGGUUUAUUAAUGUUAUGGAGUAGUCAACUAAUGCCAUAA
Molecule: messenger RNA, 1419 nt
Organism: Didymodactylos carnosus
Lineage: Eukaryota; Metazoa; Rotifera; Eurotatoria; Philodinida; Philodinidae
Source: the annotation of a GenBank genome assembly